CUUAUAGUAUCCCCGCACCAGAAGUCACAGCGCAUCGAGCGCCAGCAGCUCAGGCGCGGGCUCGAUGGCAACGAUUGCGCGGCCUUUCGACUGUCCGCGGUUGCCAGUCCGGCACAAUGGCCUAGCCGCCACUGCAUGCGCGCCAGCGCGUAUGAAGCCUGGUGUCGGAAGUGCCUCGGGCGUUCGGGCGCAGGCCGGAGCGUCGGUCCCUGCGCCGCGAUCGCCAUCCCGCCCGCGCCCAGCUCGGCGGAAGCCCGCGCCGCCGCACCCAGCAGCGGAUGGCUCGGUAGCGCCACAGCAUUCGAAGGCAACGCCUGCAGCGAAGGCAAGCAGCUCAGCCCCGCCUGCAGCGGGUGCCGUUGCCACAGAGGCAUCACCGCCCCUCCCUUUGCAGCAGCUACCCCCAGUGGUCGCGUCGCCAUCUGCAGGACCAGCUGCUGAUACUGCAGCAGAUGAGGCGAAACCGCACACCACCGGUAGCACCAGCGGCGGCGGCGAAGUGGCGCUUGAGGCUGCUACGGCGCCCCCGGCGGCGCGGCGGCGCAGCCGGAGCAAGACUGCAACGACGCCAAGCAGCAGCAGCGGCACUGCCGCUGCCGCCAAAGGCAGCACUGGCGGCGGCAGUUGCAGUGGCAGUAGCAGCACCGCCGCCGCGAGCAGUGGCACCAGCAGCCGCGUCAGCCGCAACAGCCGCACCACAAGGGCGGCCGCCACCGCCACCACCCCUACCGCCAUCACUAGGGCCAUCACUGGGACCACCGCCACGGAGACUUCCACAGACUCCGCCACGGCCGUCGCAGCUCCGCCCAAGCAGCGAGCCACGGCCACCAGCCGCAAAAGCCGUAGCACCAGCAGCAGCACCAGCAGCCCCGACGACGGCAGUAGCAGCACCGGUGGCAGCAGUAGCGCCACCAGCACCACCAAGGCCCGCAAGGUCCCCAAAACCCCAAAGGCCACCAAAGCGAAACCCAAGGCUGAGGCGCACCAGGCCACAGCCACCCCCCGGCUGGAGGCGAUCUGGGCGCCGGCCGCCGCACACGCCCACCGCGCCGCCCGGCUUCUGGCGAGCACCUGCCCCUGGCUGCUCACGCCGGCAGAGGUGGCGGUGGCGGCGGCGGUGGCAGAGGUGGCUGAGGCGGCGGCGGCAGCGGAACACGCCGGCACUGCUGCGGCUAGUGCUGGUGCGGCUACUGUGCAGCACCCGCAAUCCGCGGCGGCGGCGGCGGCGGCGGUGGGUCGCCGCUGGGAGGCUGUGGAGCCCCUCGCGCCGGUCGUGGUGUCGGCGGCGGGUGCCGCUGACGGAAACGGGGACGGGUUCGAGGUGGAGCGGACGAUGUACAGUGCGGCUGUCCUCGUGACGGAAGCCAGUGGCGGCAGUAGCAACGGCACCGCCGGCGGCAGUAGCACUGUGCGGUUGGCGCCUGGUAGCCUUGUGCUACUGCCGCCCGGCACGCCCAGCAGUACCCAGCAGCACCGGGGUGGCGGGCGGCGGCGCGGGUGGUGGGCGGCGGUGGUGCAGUGCAUCUACAGCGAGAGGCGGCGUCGGGCGGCGUCGGUCGCGUUGGGCAGCGUGGGUGCUCCGGACUGCGGCGGUGAAGGGCCGUGUGGCGAAUGGGAGGAGGCGUCUGAGCCGCGCGUGCAGCUGCGGCCCCUGGUUCACGGCCGCGACACGCUGCUGCGCCACGACCUGUCCGCCCCCCUGGAGCUGUACCUCCUGGACCUCGGCACAGACCACCAGGCGGAGGCGGAGGACGCAGCGGCAGCAGCAGCAGCAGCAGAGGAGGAGGAGGCAGGCCUGAUGUGCGGCGGCAGUAGCAGCAGCGGGAUCAGAAGAAGCGGCAGCAGUAGCGGCGGGGUGCUGCUGGAGGAGUUGGAGCUGAACGGUCCGGAGCUGGCGGCGGCGGGGGUGCGGGUGCUGGGGCUGGACUACCUCGGGGGUGGAGGCGGGGGCGGAGGCGACACCAUUGCGGCUGCGCAGGCUGACAUAGAGCGUGCGGCGGCGGACGACGCACGUGCGGCCGCGGGCCAGCCGCCCGUGUUCGUGCUGCGGCACGUGUACUGUCCCCUGCGUGGCAUGUUCAGGGGGCUGAGGGGCGGCAGCAGCAGCAGCAGCAGCAGCAGCAGCAGUAGCAGCAGUAGCAGUGGUAGUAGCAGUGGCGGCGUUGGACUGCAGCGGCUUGUCCGGGGGGAGCUGGCGCUGGGAAGCUACGUGCCGCCGCGGCGGCAGCCCGGGGGGCUCGGCCCGCAGCUGCUGUGGCACGACGCGCCGCCGUCACCCGCACCUGCAGCAGCGGGCGGCGCCGGCGCUGCAGGAGUGGCUGGGGCGGGGCCGGGGCUGGGGCCGGCGGCUGUGACGGCGACGGGCUUCGUCAAGGACGGCGUGGAGUACCGGGUGGGUGACUUCAUGUAUGUGUGCUGGGACGCGGCGGAGCCACCUGCAGCCCGGAAGCGGCGGCCCCCCCCCAGUGGCGCUGGCGGCGGGGGCAGCGGUGCGAUGGCGUCUGCCGAGGCGUCUGCGACGGAAGAGGAGACAGAGGCGGAGGCCUAUGAGGCCGAGGCGUCUGAGGAGGAGGAGCUGGAGGAAGUCGAGGACGGGGGCGAGUACGAGGACGAGGAGGACGAGGAGGAGGAGGAGGGCGAGGGCGAGGCCAACAGCACCUCUUCCAGGCGGCCGAGUGGCAGCAGCGGCAGCGGCAGUAGCAGCAUCAGUAGCAGCAGUGGUGGCUCCGCGACCACCAGCCUGGCGGCCUCGGCCUCCGCGGCUUGGCUCAAGAAGUCAGGGAAGCCCAAGGGCAGUCUGGAGCACGUGAGGGCGUGGGGCGUGGUGCAGCUGGCCGGGGUGACGGCGGCGGCUGGUGCUGCAGAGGGCUCGGCGGGCAGCGCACUGGCGGCGGGUGUGGCGCUGCAGGUCAUCCGGAUGCACCGGCCCGAGGACAUCAGUCGCGAGCUGGCGCACUCGGCCGGGAGCUGGUGGGAGCUGUACGCACCCGCACACACACACGCCGCUGGUGCUGGUGCUAGCGCUGGCGCCGGUGCAGGCGCAGCAGCCGCUGCAGCCGCCUCGGGCGACAGGGCCCCACCACUCGACUUGCUGUCUUUGCCGCUGAGUGCAGUGCGUGGCCGCUGCUCCGUCCGCCUGCCGGCGUCAGGUUCGGCGGGUGCUACUGCAGCUGCAGCAGCCGUGAGCGGCAGCAGCAUCAGUGGCUGGCAGCAGCAGGCGCCGCGGCAGCAGCACGUGUGGCAGGUGGUGGGAGCAUACGACCCCUCCACGGGGCAGGUGGGGCCGCCGCCGGCCUCUCUUGAGCAGGCCGGGCUACUGCCGCCACCGCCACCGCCACCGGCACCUGCUGCUACAGCCGGCGGCCGUGUUCGUGCAGGCCCGCUGCCGCCGCCGCCACCGCCUCAGCAGCAGCCGCCUCUGGUGGCCAUGGACAUAUUCGCGGGGGCGGGCGGCCUGAGCCUGGGCCUACACCAGUCUGGUGUGGCGGACACGCGCUAUGCGGUGGAGUUCGACACGGCUGCUGCCGCCGCCUUCCGCGCCAACCACCCGGGCGUGGCCGUGCACCGCCUGGACUGUAGCGUAAUGCUCACGGCCGCGAUGGUGCAGGCGGGCGCACGUGACAACUGCGUGGCGGCGCCCGAGGUGAUGGCGGAGGCGGAGGCGCUGCUGCAGCGGCAGCAGCAGCAGCAGCAAGGGCAGCAGCAGGGGCAGCAGGAGGAGGGGCAGCCGCCUCCGGAGGCGCUGCCGGGCCCAGGUGCUGUAGAUCUGCUGGUGGGCGGGCCGCCGUGCCAGGGCUUCAGCGGCAUGAACCGAGACAACGGCUCGGAGGGCUCCGUGCUCAAGAAGAGCAUGAUCAAGGCGUACCUGUCUUACGCAGACUUCCUCAGGCCCCGCUACUUCCUGCUUGAGAACGUGCGCAACUUCGCCGCCCACGAGGGCGGCCGCUACUUCCGACUGGCGCUGAGGAGCCUGCUGGACAUGGGGUACCAGGUGCGGGUGGGCGUGCUGAACGCCGCGCACCACGGCGUGCCGCAGUCCCGCUCCCGCACCUUCAUCUGGGCGGCGCUGCCGGGCGAGCGCCUGCCGCACUGGCCACAGCCGCUGCACGCCUUCGACCACACCAUGCUCAGCCUGCCCGUGCCGGUGCCGGCCUGGGUGCUGGAGCACCCCGACUGCGUCGCCGCGCUCCAGCGCGACAACGCGAAUGUGACGGUGCAGGACCGGGGUGGCCGGGGUGAUGGCGGCGGUGAGGGGGUCGCGACGCUGCGGUAUUGGGCGGCGUCGCCGGCGGCGGGCGGCGCGCCGCUGCGGCCGGUGACGGUGUGGGACGCGGUGAGCGACCUGGCGCCGGUGGACAACGCCGACGGCAAUGACUGGAGGCGUGUGGCGCCCUACGGCAGUGCCCCCCAGACGCCCUUCCAGCGGGCCAUCCGCGGGGCGGGCGUUGGUGUCGACGUGGAGGCGGCGCUGGGAGAGGGAGCAGGAGGCAGCGAUGGCGGCGGCGGGGUGGCCGGGGCGGUGUCGGUGGCACUUGAUGAGUCGGCGGCGUCGGCGGCUCUGGUGUCGGACCACGUGCCGAAACGCAUGCAGCGCGAGAACUACACCCGGUGCACGCACAUACCCAAGGACACCCCGGGCGCGGACUGGCACUCGUUGUACGACGUGGUGGCGGCUGACCCCUCCCUGGAGCUCAUACACAUGCCCGGCGGCAAGACCAAGCCGCUGGUGCCCAACCUGUGGAAAUCCGCGGACCGCCACAACGGCUGGAAAGGACUGUACGGCAGGCUGCCGCGUUGGGGCUGCUUCCCCACCGUGAUCACGGAGCCCAGCCCCAGCGGGAAGGUGGGCCAGGUGUUCCACCCGCUGCAGGACCGCAUUAUGACCGUGCGCGAGUACGCCCGGGCGCAGGGCUUCCCGGACUCCUACGUCUUCUCCGGCAAGGUCAAGGCGCGCUACUGCCAAGUCGGCAACGCGGUCGCGCCGCCCGUGGGGUUGGCGCUGGGGCGGCAGCUGGCGCAGGCGGUGGCCGCAGCAGACCGGGAGCGGAGGCAGCUGCCGGAGGGGGAGGGGAAGGUGGCGGAGCAGCCGCCGGGGGUGUCGGUGGUGGAGGCGGUAGAGGCGGCGGCGGAGGCGGUAGAGGCGACGUAGUGGGGAUCAAGGCAUCAAGUUGAGCCGGGCAUCCAACAGUUGGUUGCAGUCGAGGCUCAUUCACACAUAACUACACUGCGGAUUGGGUAAUUGGGUUGGACCAUUCGGGGAUCGCUUCCCCGAUUCUGCCGCGUUACCACUCAGCUCCCCGGCCUGGCCGUCCUGGCACAGCCACAAUCGCCUGACCCUAUAUUUGGAAGAUAGGGCUGUUGUCAAGCUACUCUUCUUGUAACUUUGCAACCAAGUAUGCUACAUUAUGAUGAACCGACCAUCUAUGUUCAGC
Chlamydomonas reinhardtii is the source of this 5432-nucleotide messenger RNA. RefSeq lists its product as uncharacterized. Gene Ontology annotation, cellular component: nucleus. Bases 152 to 5149 code for a protein of 1665 amino acids. Gene Ontology annotation, molecular function: DNA (cytosine-5-)-methyltransferase activity. NCBI's taxonomy places the organism in Eukaryota, Viridiplantae, Chlorophyta, Chlorophyceae, Chlamydomonadales, Chlamydomonadaceae. The transcript has 18 exons. The record is from RefSeq and is a predicted model, not a curated record.